Lachancea lanzarotensis is the source of this 2568-nucleotide messenger RNA. It is a transcript of the gene ARG56, whose product is annotated as LALA0S01e02520g1_1. The coding region runs from base 1 to 2568 and encodes 855 amino acids. Gene Ontology annotation, cellular component: mitochondrial matrix; mitochondrion; cytoplasm. Gene Ontology annotation, biological process: L-arginine biosynthetic process. Lineage: Eukaryota; Fungi; Ascomycota; Saccharomycetes; Saccharomycetales; Saccharomycetaceae. The transcript has a single exon. The record is from RefSeq and is a predicted model, not a curated record. Gene Ontology annotation, molecular function: protein dimerization activity; N-acetyl-gamma-glutamyl-phosphate reductase (NADP+) activity; L-glutamate N-acetyltransferase activity, acting on acetyl-CoA as donor.
AUGUCGUCCAAACUACUGGUGUCGUUGAAGGGCGUGAAACCUGCCAGAUUGCAAGGUAUAGCGUCGAUUCUGGCAGCCAAUCACAGCCCCGUCAAUAGAGUGAUACAGACCGGUACCAAGAGAGUCGGUUACUCCAAAAGAUGCGUUUCGAGCGUUAGCGGUGUGGGCACUGAGGGAACCAGAUCUACCGUGGUGCAGUUGCUGAACAACAUUGGCUCCAAACGCGAAGUAGAACAGUAUCUGAAAUACUUCACAUCCGUGUCACAACAACAAUUCGCAAUCAUCAAGGUUGGUGGUGCUAUCAUCAGCGACAACCUGCAAGAACUGGCUUCAUGCUUGGCUUUCUUGUAUCACGUGGGGCUAUACCCAAUCAUCCUACACGGUACGGGUCCACAGGUCAAUGGUAGACUGGAAGCCCUGGGCGUCGAGCCGGACUACAUCGAUGGUAUCAGGAUAACUGACGAGCGUACCAUGUCAGUGGUGAGACAGUGUUUUUUGGAGCAGAACCUCAAGCUGGUCACAGCCCUAGAGCAGCUAGGCGUGCGUGCCAGACCCAUCACCUCUGGAGUGUUCACCGCUGACUAUCUCGACAAGGACAAAUACAAGCUGGUUGGUAACAUCAACGGCGUUUGCAAGGACCCAAUCGAGGCCUCGAUCAAGGCAGGUGCUUUGCCUGUUUUGACCUCUCUGGCAGAAACCGUUUCCGGACAGACUUUGAACGUUAAUGCCGACAUCGCCGCUGGUGAACUAGCCCGUAUUUUCGAACCUCUCAAGAUUGUGUAUCUCAACGAGAAGGGUGGUAUCAUCAACGGCAACACAAAGGAAAAAGUGUCGGUCAUCAACUUGGACGAGGAGUACGACGACCUCAUGCAGCAAAGCUGGGUUAAGUACGGUACCAAGUUGAAGAUCAAAGAGAUCAAAGAACUGCUCGACUUCCUACCCCGCUCGUCCUCUGUGGCCAUCAUCAAUGUUCAGGACUUGCAGAAGGAAUUGUUCACAGACUCUGGAGCCGGUACCAUGAUCAGACGCGGCUAUAAGCUAGUCAGAAGAUCUAAUCUUGGCGAAUUUCCCUCUCCAGACUCCUUGAGAAACGCCCUUCAAAGAGAUCCCGAUAUCGCCUCAGGCGCCGAGUCCGCAGCCUCUUACCUGCGUAACCUUUCCUCUUCCCAAUUUGUGUCGUAUUCCGAUGAACCUAUGGAGGUUUUGGCUAUUGUCAAAGAAAACAGUCUCGUUUCCCAGCUGGAAAAGUUUUUGUGUUCCAAGGUCGGAUGGUUAAACAAUGUGACUGACAAUGUGUUUUCAUCUUUGAAGCGAGACUUCCCAUCGCUACAGUGGGUUGUCAGAGAAGAUGACGAGAACAUCUCUUGGCAUUUUGGUAAAAGUGAAGGAUCUUACUUGAAAAAUGGAAAAGUUUUGUUUUGGUACGGGGUAAAAGAUUUGAAUACAGUGUCGCAGCUGGUUAAGGACUUUUCCGCUUCCGUUGCGCCAACCACCUCUCCAGCCGGACAUAAAUCUAAUGCGUUCUCCUCAAGCCAGUCGACAAGAUCAUAUUCGACAAGGAGCGCGCCUAAGCCACAAGGAGUGAACAAAGAGAAAGCUCGCGUUGCCCUUAUAGGUGCAAGAGGUUUCACAGGAAGAAACCUGAUUGCCUUGAUAGACCAACAUCCUCAUUUGGAGCUCGCUCACGUUUCCUCUCGUGAAUUAAAGGGUAAGAAGCUUGAAGGGUACUCUAAAGGUGAGAUCAUAUACGAAAAUCUGAGCGUUGACGAUUUGAAAAGACUUGAAGCCGAGGGCGGUGUUGACAUGUGGGUGAUGGCUUUGCCCAACGGUGUUUGCAAGCCAUUUGUGGAAGCCAUUGAAAGCGUGAAGGGAAAAUCCAAGAUUAUUGAUUUAGGUGCAGACUACAGAUUUGUCCCCGAGACUGAGUGGGCCUACGGACUACCAGAACUAAAUGAAAGACAGAAGAUUGCCGCCGCUAAAAAGAUUGCGAACCCAGGGUGUUACGCAACUGGUGCUCAGGUUGCUAUUGCUCCUUUGCUCGAAUUCAUUACAGGUUUGCCAACCGUUUUCGGUGUCUCUGGGUACUCCGGUGCCGGUACAAAGCCGUCGCCUAAGAAUGACCCAGCAUUUUUGAGUGAUAACUUGAUCCCAUACAGUCUGACGAAUCACAUUCACGAACGCGAAAUUUCGACCAGAAUGGGGCGCGAGGUCGCGUUUGUUCCACAUGUAGCGCAAUGGUUCCAAGGUAUUUCACACACAAUCUCAAUUCCUAUCAAGAAGGGUUCCUUGACUUCUGAACAAAUCCAUGAAUUGUACGAGAAGUUUUAUGAGGGUGAACGCCUGGUGAAAGUAACUGAAGAUGUCCCACUAGUCAAAUCUAUUUCCGGUACACAUGGUGUCCUAGUUGGUGGAUUCAAGGUGAAUGAUGCUCAAGACCGUGUUGUUGUUUGUGCUGCAAUCGAUAACCUAUUGAAGGGUGCAGCCACGCAAUGUCUGCAGAACAUCAACCUGGCUUUAGGAUAUGGUGAAUAUGACGGAAUUCCCGAAAACAAGAUCGCCCAGAAGUAA